Quercus lobata is the source of this 1196-nucleotide messenger RNA. RefSeq names its product syntaxin-51-like. Gene Ontology annotation, biological process: intracellular protein transport; vesicle fusion. Gene Ontology annotation, cellular component: SNARE complex; endomembrane system. Bases 212 to 913 code for a protein of 233 amino acids. Gene Ontology annotation, molecular function: SNAP receptor activity; SNARE binding. The record is from RefSeq and is a predicted model, not a curated record. The transcript is spliced from 6 exons. NCBI's taxonomy places the organism in Eukaryota, Viridiplantae, Streptophyta, Magnoliopsida, Fagales, Fagaceae.
UUUACAAUUCCAACUUUCAUUUCAUUCAUUGUCGUGUGUUUUUGACCGGAGCCGGACAUAUUUAUUUUAGUUUUAUUAAAAAUAUUUACUUCCGGUUCUAUCCUAGGUGGUGCUGCUGCCGUACGUCAUUUCCAAAUUCCUCCAAUCCUACACGCUCCUUCACGUAUACGACCUCGUUUCGAUCACCAUCAAAUUCCCAAAACACAGGUCAAUGGCAGCUUCUGCAGACUCAUGGGUGAAGGAAUACAAUGAAGCAGUAAAACUUGCCGAUGAUAUCAAUGGCAUGAUUUCUGAACGUAGUUCAUUGCCUGCAACAGGACCAGAUGCUCAGCGUCAUGCAUCUUCUAUACGGAGGAAGAUCACAAUAUUAGGGACUAGACUUGAUAGCUUACAGUCCCUUUUGUCAAAGAUUCCUGGAAAGCAGCCCAUAACGGAGAAAGAGAUGAAUCGUCGCAAGGACAAUCUUGCAAAUUUGAGAUCAAAAGUUAACCAGAUGGCUUCAACAUUAAACAUGUCAAAUUUUGCUAACAGAGACAGCUUGAUUGGCCCAGAAAUAAAGCCAGCUGAUGCUGUGAGCAGAACAGUUGGCUUGGACAACUCUGGCCUUGUCGGGCUUCAACGACAAGUUAUGAAAGAGCAAGAUGAGGAUCUUGAGAAGUUGGAGGUGACUGUAGUAAGUACAAAACAUAUUGCAUUGGCAGUCAACGAAGAACUUGACCUUCACACUAGGCUGAUUGAUGACUUGGACCAACAUGUGGAUGUUACAGACUCCAGGUUACGGCGGGUGCAAAAGAAUUUGGCUAUUUUGAACAAGCGCACCAAAGGUGGCUGCUCUUGCAUGUGCCUGCUUUUGUCAGUUAUUGGGAUCGUGGUUCUGGUUGCUGUCAUAUACUUAUUGAUCAAAUAUUUGUAAUAACAACAAUGGCAAACACUGCUUUCUUUUUGUAUUAUGUGGUUCUUGGUGUGAAUUGGCUUUUGUUGCUCCUGUCAUGGUUGUUAACAAUAUUUGGCUUCCGUGUUUUCCUUUGGUGAUUUUUUGUUUGCGAAAUGCAAUUGGUGAGGUGUCAAGAUGCUUUUGUAAAUCGCAUUUGUAAUCGGCCUAUUUGUAUAUUUAUCUUUUCUUGCCUAUUUUGCACAAUGAGGAAAGAAAGAAGCAUUUAUCAUGCUACUAUAUCCAUUGGCGAAGUAAGUGUUGU